AAAAACAAAUCCGUUGGGAUUUUGAAACUUGGUGAGAGGGAUGAAAAGUGACAGUAAGACCCUUUUGUUUGACUCUCUCUCUCUCUCUCUCUCUCUAUUCUCUCUCACACACAAGACACACACACAGAGACACAUGCGCAGUCUGUGUCUGUAGCUUUGUUUUUUAAUGUCGUUCUUGAAACUGCAAAAAUAUUAAGUUUGCAAUAGGGGCCUCUCUUUCAAUAUCCCAACCCCUUUUCUUCCUUGUUCUCUUCUUCCUUCAUUUCAGCCAUUUUUUGCUCUCAAGACUCCUUUUUCUUCAAUUACUUUUUCCUAGCUUUAUUAGUGCAACAGCCAACAGUGCUGCAGCAAAAGGGCUUUCACAGUAAUACCUUGGAAAUUUAAGGGGCAAAAAAGGAAAAAAAGGAAAGAUGAGUGCUUCAAAGUUCAUCAAAUGUGUGACAGUUGGAGAUGGAGCUGUUGGCAAAACCUGCAUGCUCAUCUGCUACACCAGCAACAAGUUUCCUACUGAUUACAUCCCCACAGUGUUUGACAAUUUCAGUGCUAAUGUGUCUGUAGAUGGCAACAUUGUCAACUUAGGACUGUGGGAUACUGCUGGUCAAGAAGACUACAGCAGGUUGAGGCCACUGAGUUACAGAGGUGCAGACAUAUUUGUUUUGGCUUUCUCUUUAAUCAGUAGAGCUAGCUAUGAAAAUGUCCUCAAGAAGUGGAUGCCGGAACUUCGCCGGUUUGCGCCCGACGUUCCAAUUGUGCUCGUCGGGACUAAAUUAGAUCUUCGAGAAGACAGAGGAUACCUAGCUGAUCAUAUGGGAUCUAAUAUCAUCACAACUGCCCAAGGGGAGGAGUUGAGGAAACAAAUUGGUGCAGCAGCUUACAUAGAAUGCAGCUCAAAGACUCAGCAGAAUGUGAAAGCUGUUUUCGAUACUGCAAUUAAGGUUGUUCUUCAACCUCCUCGGAGAAAGGAAAUGGCGAAGAAGAAACGACAUAGAAGUAGUGGCUGCUCCAUUGUCAGGGGAGUCGUCUGCUGCGGUUGUGUUGCUUAGCGAAUUUCGGUUUUUUGAUUUAAUUUUAGUAGCUAUUAUAAAUUAAGCUGGACUUACUUCUUGUUACUGUCUUUAAAAUUGUGUAUGUAUCUAUGUAUGUAUUUGUGUGUUGUUUUGAUGCUGCUAACCAAUGGAAUUGUUCGGUUAGCCUCUCGCUUCGAAACUUUAUUACCGUUAUCUAAAUGAUGUAUUUCGGGUUUAAAUUAUUUAUUGCACAUUUUUUUCCCCUUAAUA
This is a messenger RNA of Erythranthe guttata (spotted monkey flower), 1277 nucleotides long. It is a transcript of the gene ROP9, whose product is annotated as RHO-related protein from plants 9. NCBI's taxonomy places the organism in Eukaryota, Viridiplantae, Streptophyta, Magnoliopsida, Lamiales, Phrymaceae. Gene Ontology annotation, biological process: small GTPase-mediated signal transduction. The record is from RefSeq and is a predicted model, not a curated record. Gene Ontology annotation, molecular function: GTPase activity; GTP binding.